CUUACAGCCGCCAUUGAUGACGGCGUUGGGUCAGAUCCCCCACCAGGGAUGGAGGGCUUGGUGGUGACACAACCAGCAGCAUCAGAGCCACUGACAGGGGUUGAGCUAAGUCCUACACAGCCAAAGGAUCAACUCCUCAAGUGCCAUUGCUCAGACUGUGAAAAUGAAAUAUGUGAGACUGAUGGCUACUGCUACGCGACCAUCAUUAUAGACAGUUCGGGAGAGAAGAGCAUAUACAAGAACUGCUUUUGGAAGGCACAGUUACAACCGAAGUCAAGACCCUUAUUAUGUAUGAACACACUCAACCACGACAAAUUUGUUAAUUGUUGCGGAGAUGCAGACUUCUGCAACCGAGAGGUUACCCUUCCUCCCGAAUACAAACCCCCAGACCGAACAUCAAGUUGGCAGACAUGGAAUCCAGCAUUAGCAAGUGCCGUGGCAUUGUGCGUCUUACUGACAGCCGUCCUGGUGGCUUUUUUAUGCUAUUGGCAUCACCGCAAGGAACGCACAGAAAGAAUCAGACAUGGAUUCCCAGAUGUAGAGUCAAUUUUAGAUCGAUCGGAAGUUCCACUCAUGGGCUCACAUACACCUAUUCGAGAAUUCAUGGAUUUGACCUCAAGUGGGUCAGGCUCUGGUUUGCCUUUGUUAGUGCAGCGAAGUAUUGCACGACAGAUACAGUUAAUUGAUAUCAUUGGCAAGGGUCGCUUUGGAGAAGUGUGGCGUGGAAGAUGGCGAGGAGAAUAUGUAGCUGUCAAAAUAUUUUCUUCAAGGGAUGAGCGUUCUUGGUUCCGGGAAGUUGAGAUCUACCAAACAGUGAUGCUGCGUCAUGACAACAUCCUUGGCUUCAUUGCAGCAGAUAAUAAAGAUAAUGGAACAUGGACACAGCUUUGGCUUGUGACAGACUAUCAUGAAAAGGGUUCGCUGUUCGACUACUUGAUGCGGUACACAGUUGAGACAUCUGGAAUGAUUCGAAUGGCUUUAUCUAUUGCAACAGGCUUGGCACAUCUCCACAUGGAUAUCAUGGGAAAUAAAGGAAAGCCAGCCAUUGCUCACAGAGAUUUAAAGAGUAAAAAUAUUUUGGUCAAGUCCAAUGGAAACUGUGCCAUUGCUGAUCUUGGCUUAGCAGUCAGAUAUGACUCAGCCACAGACAGUGUGGACAUUGUCCCCAACAACAGGGUGGGAACAAAACGAUAUCUUGCUCCAGAGUGUCUGGAUGAGUCAAUGAACAUGAAUCAUUUUGAUUCCUUCAAACGUGCAGAUGUUUAUGCACUUGGUCUUGUGUAUUGGGAGAUUGCUAGGAGAUGUAACACAGGUGGUGGAUGUGAAGAAUACCAGUUACCAUAUUAUGACAUGGUUCCUAAUGAUCCAACCAUUGAUGAGAUGCGAAAAGUGGUUUGUAUAUACAAACAACGACCAGUCAUACCAAAUAAGUGGCAGUCCUGUGAGGACCUGCGAGUGAUGAGCAAGCUUAUGAAAGAAUGCUGGUAUCACAAUGCAGCAGCACGACUGACCGCAUUGCGCAUCAAGAAGACUCUUGCCAACUUGGGUGCUCAUGAUGACCUCAAGUGCUAAGAUACAAUGCCACAGAGGAGGAGAUUAUUAGACCUUGUGAUUAACUGUGUUCAAUUCCUUAAAGAUAGACAUCCAUCGGAUGCUACGCCCAGUAGAAUACUGUGAGAAGAGACACGGUGUAUAUGUGCAUGUCUGUAUGAGAGUUGCGUGUUACGCAAAAGAAGCAUAUAUGAAUGAGUAAAAAAUGCACAUUUUUCUCCAUACUUAGGUAGUAGCUCAUAGGCUCAGCAACUGUGCACUCUGUUAUAACGAGGUAUGUAGAACACCAAAAAAAACGUACUUUGAAGUAAUUUAUGUUGCUCAUAUAUUAACGUCAAGUUUAUUCAAUCUGGCAGUUAUUUAAAGGGUUGAUAUUUUUAAUUGUCAUCUUUGUACCUGUAGAAAGUGCAAGUAAAAGUUUUUUAUGUAGUUUUUACAUGGCCAUGAACACACACACACCAUUUCUGCUCUUCUCUACAAUGCUGUAUCUUUGUAUGCAUAUUCAUAUCAUUCUGUACUAGACUCCCUCUUAACUGCAUAUAUCUAUACACAUAUGUGCAUAAA
Molecule: messenger RNA, 2115 nt
Organism: Penaeus monodon (black tiger shrimp)
Lineage: Eukaryota; Metazoa; Arthropoda; Malacostraca; Decapoda; Penaeidae
Gene: babo
Product: TGF-beta receptor type-1-like
Exons: 12
Coding region: 49-1572 (507 amino acids)
Biological process (GO): activin receptor signaling pathway; cellular response to growth factor stimulus; protein phosphorylation
Cellular component (GO): plasma membrane; activin receptor complex
Molecular function (GO): activin binding; ATP binding; activin receptor activity, type I
Source: RefSeq, a predicted model, not a curated record